Molecule: messenger RNA, 1644 nt
Organism: Melanaphis sacchari
Lineage: Eukaryota; Metazoa; Arthropoda; Insecta; Hemiptera; Aphididae
Exons: 6
Coding region: 353-1579 (408 amino acids)
Biological process (GO): antigen processing and presentation of peptide antigen via MHC class II; protein polyubiquitination; immune response
Cellular component (GO): lysosome; cytoplasm; early endosome membrane
Molecular function (GO): zinc ion binding; ubiquitin protein ligase activity; MHC protein binding
Source: RefSeq, a predicted model, not a curated record
UUGAUCGUUAUUUAAUGGUUUUUCUUUUCCCGUUCUCAGUUUCUCACUCGCUCGCCGCUACUCGACAUCGUUCUUUGUGCUUUCAGCGGUAUCCUCGGCGAUAUCGAAUAUACGUUGUUGUUGUUGUAGUAGUAGUAGUAGUCGUGGUGUUUAAUAGUCUAUUAAUGAAAAUAAUAUUAUUAUUUAUGGAAUAAGAAUGAGAACGUAUUGCCCGUCGUCAGUACUAUGAAUUGCAACUAUUAUUAGUUAUUAUUACCACUAUCGUUGUUGUUAAUUGUUAUUCCAUUCGGGAAGGACACUAUUAGUCAUUAGUCAGUAAUCAAUCGAAGACCAAUGAACUAACGUCCCAGUCAUGCAAGAAAAAUUACCCAUAUCUGACCCUUCAGAUGUGCAAGUCGUUUCGCAGUAUCCAAAGAUGAAAAAUGAUGAUGGAUUUUCUAGAAACACAAGUUUUUCUUCCAUGAAUUUUGAUAUUUGCAGAAUAUGUCAUUGUGAAGGCGACAUUGACACACCUUUAAUAGCACCAUGUUAUUGUGCUGGUUCGUUACGAUUCGUGCACCAAUUGUGUUUACAACAAUGGAUUAAAUCAUCAAAUAUAAGAUGCUGUGAACUUUGCAAAUUUCAAUUUAUUAUGCAAACCAGAACCAAACCUUUUAGUCAAUGGGAGCAUUUAGAAAUGUCUGGCAUGGAGCGUAAAAAGUUGGUGUGUGCAAUGCUGUUUCAUAUAAUUGCCAUGACGUGUGUUUGUUGGUCACUCUAUGUCCUUAUGGAUCGGACAUUAGAGGAAGUUGAACGUGGACAGUUGGACUGGCCAUUUUGGACAAAACUUAUAGUUGUGGGCAUUGGCUUUACAGGUGGUGUUGUUUUCAUGUACAUACAGUGCAAGUCAUAUUUUAUGCUUUGCCAAAGAUGGAAAGCAUAUAAUAGGGUAAUAUAUGUACAAAAUGCUCCAGAAAAACCACGUAAAAAUCAAACUAUACUUAUUGAUGUUGCUGAGAGUAGUUCAGUUGAAACUAAUGCAGUUGCAUCAAUUGUGCCUUUUAAACCACCUAUUGAACAAAACGAUGAAACCAGUAUUGAUCUCAAAGGUGUACGUAAUGUUCAUAUAUUUUUCAAUAAUGAAGAUAAUCCCAUAAGAUUUCAAGAGGUUGACAAUCGAGAACAAGAAGAUGUUGAAAAACCAAUUUCAAGUGAUACUGGAACCUCAUGGCAUAUACAGAUAGGAAAAACUCAAGGAGAAAAUCCUGAAGGUGAAUGUAAUCAAGCAGCUGUAUGUCAAAGCAAUCAGUCAGAUCCAUCUUUUUUAAAAUUGCAAAUUAAAACGGCAGAAAUAGUAAUCAAAUUUGGACAAAAUGAAACCGUACCUAACGAAAACGAGUUUGACAACAAAAAUGUUAACAUUCAAAUUGAAGAAUCAAAAUCUAAAAAUGACGUGCCUGAUACUACAAAUCCAGUUCAAAUACGAUUGGAUUUUGGAAGAGAUAAAAACUAUGAAGACAUUGAUGAAACCCAUGGGUCUCCUUCUCAAUCGCCAUUAUUAUCAUCUAGAAGACUCUCUAACUAUAGAGAUGAUAAAUAACAACUCUAUACACUUAUUAUAAGCUAAUCUGUGAUUUAACAGAAAAUAAAACAUCAUAGAAUUUA